Messenger RNA from Triplophysa rosa, 1736 nucleotides. It is a transcript of the gene rad51ap1, whose product is annotated as RAD51 associated protein 1. Lineage: Eukaryota; Metazoa; Chordata; Actinopteri; Cypriniformes; Nemacheilidae. The coding region runs from base 234 to 1250 and encodes 338 amino acids. Gene Ontology annotation, molecular function: double-stranded DNA binding; single-stranded DNA binding. Gene Ontology annotation, biological process: interstrand cross-link repair; double-strand break repair via homologous recombination. The transcript has 10 exons. The record is from RefSeq and is a predicted model, not a curated record.
UCCUUCGUUUUGUUUUCAGGCGGGUUGAAUGAAUUUGUAGCUGCUCGCGGCAAAACAUGCCACUUUAAUGUCUACGUUUAUAAUGUAAAAUUACAUUUUAGACAAUCCGUGCAUGUUUGUGUAAUCAUAGCACGUUAAGUGUUUUCCCUUUGACUGAUAUGCAGAAUGGAUCGACCGUCCAGGAAACAACACUGCCCUCCAUAUCACAGUUUUAAAUAUGUAAUUGACUCGUUAUGUUUUCAACUUGUAUCAGAAGCAUAAAAUCGGUCACCUACACAGACUUCCAAGACGAUGACGAUGAGGAUUUUGCUGCUGUGAAACCUCCUUCCAAAAAAUCUCGAACGACCGCCAAAGACCCUGAUUCUGAAAGAAACCCAAAGACUUCAAGUAUAGUUGUUGAUCUUACCAGUUCAGGACAACAGAAGACUCAGAGGGUGUCUCUGGAAGAUAAACUCUAUGAAAGAGAUUUAGAGGCGGCAUUGACGCUGUCAUUGCUGGACUCUCCAGUAACAGGAGGAGAAGUUGCCACCAAAGCAGAGGCGCACAACAGGUCUGAAGCUCCACCUCCUGUUCUUACACACUGCAAUGACGCUAACAGCCGUUUAGAUGAGCAUCAAUUUCGACCAGAUUCUCCUCCUAUGCUGUCCAACUGCAGCGUCGAUGGCAAUAGUUUAGGGCUGAAUCUGAUCAUCAAUAUGAAGACCUCCCCUCCCAGUGUUUCUAAACCGAGGAAGGUGUCAGAGCAGGAGAGAAAACCGCUGAAGAACAGUGAAGAUGAAGACUAUCAGCCGCAAAACACACCAAAUUCUGACAGUGACGCUAACUUUACUGAAGAAGAUGAAAGCGAGGAUGAGACGUUCACAGUAACAAAGAAGAAUGUGAAGAUGGUGGGACAAAAAACAGAAAAAAAGACCCCUCAGACUGCAAAGCAGAAAAAGGAGAAGAAAGAGAAACUGCCAGCAAAAGCCUCAAAAGUUAAAAACUCAGCCUCCAGCUCAACAAUCAGUGGGAGUGCAGCUGCUUCUGUGUCUGGACUGAAGACACCCACAACUCCACCUCUGUCUAAACCAGCACUCAGCUCCAGUCCUGCAGGGGGCAGACUGGCAAAGUGGAAUCCUCCUGGUCUGGUUGGCAGGAGUCCCAGUGAAACCCAGAACGCACCUGUCACUUCUCCAGGACAAGGCCUGCGCUUGGGACUGUCUCGUUUGGCUCGAGUCAAACCUUUGCACCCAAAUGCCCCUGCUCAUUGAACAUACUGAUUUAGAAGAAACUUUUUUGGAAACCGCACAGAAGUUUGAGGAUAGCUCAUGAAAACUCAGUGGGAAAAAGUAAUUUUCAAAAUAUUUAUAGUACUAUAAUAAUUUUAACAAGAAUUUCAUUCCUUUUUCUAUUUGCUGUAAAUUUUAAUAUUUUAAAUGUAUUCUUGUCUGGUGUUCUUUCAGCUUUGUAAAAAUGCACUUUUUUGACAACCAUUAAAAAUCAUGCAACAUGCAAACAUUUUUAGAAUCAUAGUUUUAUUCUAUAGUGAAUGCCUUUAAGUGUCUUUAUAGUGAAUGUUAAGUAAUAAAUGAGUAACUAUGAGUAUGCCUCUUUUUUUUGUUGUAACCUCACUUUUCCUGUUCAUUUAAAUAUGAGGAAAGUUGUGUUUAUACACAGUGUGUACACUUAUUGCUGCAUGUGUGUAGUAGUAUUUUCCAUGAAGUAUUUGCAUAAAUUACAAUAAAAUAUGCUUGUGU